AUGUCUGCCUCUUUGACCGAAACGCAGAAGAAGGUGGCUGCGAUUUGGGGUGAGGUUUUGCCAAACAUCACUGCGAGAAUGCUUUUGCCCAAGUCCAACUUCUUUGAAGAUGGCGGUCACUCCAUCCUGGCCCAGCAGAUGCUGUUCAAGGUCCGCAGAGAAUGGCCUGACAUUGAUAUUCCAAUGAGCGCCAUUUUCCAGUCACAGACCCUGGAGGAGUUUGCUGCUGAGAUUGACCGUGCCCAAGAUCCUACCGGCCUCCGCCUCGACCAAAACGUUGACCUUGCCUCGUCUAUUGCGGAUCAAGCCUACUCGGCUGAUGCUCGCGAGCUCGCUGAGAAGCUUCCGGCUACGAUUGCGAAGUCUACGGAACCCGAGCCCACCACCACCCUUCUUACUGGCGCGACUGGAUUCCUUGGCUCAUACAUCCUUCACACCCUUCUUUCCACUAGCAACCAAAUGCGUGUGAUCGCUCAUGUGCGGUGCAAGGAUGCUCCUUCAGGUCUUCAGCGUCUGAAGGGCAUCGCGGAGACCUAUGGGCUCUGGCGCGAGGAAUGGGCGAGCCGAAUCCAAGUCGUGCCCGGUGACAUCUCCAAGCCUCAGCUUGGCAUGUCCACAGAGGAUUGGGAUCGCCUUGCCCAAGAGGUAGAUUUGAUCGUCCACAACGGAGCACAGGUCAACUGGAUGCUGCCCUAUUCCAGCCUGCGCCCCGCCAACGUUCUCAGUACCAUGGAGUGUGUGACUCUUUGCAACAGCGGCAAGCCCAAGCGCCUGGCGUUCGUCAGCUCAACAUCCACUCUGGACACUGACCACUUCGUCAGCCAGUCCCGACAAGGCUCGAAGGUUCUUGAGACUGACAACCUUGAAGGCAGCGCUAAGGGUCUCGGUACCGGUUACGGCCAAUCUAAGUGGGCCAGUGAGUACAUCGUUCGCGAAGCCGGCCGACGUGGACUUUCUGGUGUUGUCGUUCGCCCUGGUUAUAUCACCGGAGAUCCCGUCUCUGGUUUCUCCGUGACAGAUGACUUUCUCCUGCGUCUCUGGAAGGCCUGCAUUCAGGUCCAAGCGCGCCCCGACAUCCCCCAAAACACCAUCAACCAGGUUCCGGUUACACAUGUCAGCCGUGUUGUGGUAGCUUCAUUGCUCCACCCACCUGUCGAGCCCUUGGGAGUUGUGCAGGUCACUAGUCAUCCCCGCCUGACUACUAACCAGUACCUCGGCGCCUUAGAAACAUAUGGAUACAACACGCCGCAAGUUCCAUACCGCGAGUGGUGCACAUUAUUGCACAACUUCGUGGCCAAUGACAGCAACACCGGGUCGAAAGAACUUGCGCUCCUCCCCCUGUUCCAUUUCGUCGUUGGCGAUUUGCCAUCCCACUCCAUUGCCCCCGAGCUCGAUGAUGCACACGCCGCUAAGGCCCUGCGCUCUUUCGGCACCCCUCCUGAGCAACUGAAUGACCUUGCGGUGAACGAGGAGACUGCUGGUCGAUACUUGGCGUUCCUGAUCGCGACGGGAUUUAUUCCUGCUCCACCUGCCGCGGGCUCUAAGGCUAUUCCUGAAAUCGAUAGCCAAAGGCUUCAAGCCCUCGGCAGCCUUGGUGGCCGAUCUUCGAAGUAG
Messenger RNA from Penicillium chermesinum, 1614 nucleotides. Its product is annotated as NRPS-like protein biosynthetic cluster. The transcript has a single exon. The coding region runs from base 1 to 1614 and encodes 537 amino acids. Lineage: Eukaryota; Fungi; Ascomycota; Eurotiomycetes; Eurotiales; Aspergillaceae. The record is from RefSeq and is a predicted model, not a curated record.